This is a messenger RNA of Triticum turgidum subsp. durum (durum wheat), 1809 nucleotides long. NCBI's taxonomy places the organism in Eukaryota, Viridiplantae, Streptophyta, Magnoliopsida, Poales, Poaceae. The record is from the annotation of a GenBank genome assembly.
AUGUCCUCGUCUCAAUCUCUCAUCCUCCUCCUCACCUCCCCUCUCCCCCCGCCUCCUCGUGUCGUCGCCGCCAUCCCACCAUCCUCGCGCCCCACCACCGCUAGCCGCUUCCGCCACCUCCCGCGCCUCACCGCCAAUCUCUGCCUUCCGCCACUCGCGACCUCCGCUUCCGGCGGAUUCGGAGAUGGCAAUUUCCCCGGUGGGGAUGGGGGUGGCGGAGGAGGAGGAGGAGGGGGUUGGUGGCAAGGCGGGAGAGGAGACCCCCCCGACAAGCCCGGAGACGGGUGGCGACGGUGGCUUCAGUCCCUCCACCCCGAGCUCUUCCUCCUGUUCUUGCUCCUCCAGUCGGACGCCUUCGCUUCCAUCCCAUCCGCCCUCGCCGAUGCCCUGGGAGCAACCGGCGGCGACGGCGGUAGCGUUUGGGAGGUGAGGGGCAGUGCGCGUACGCUGCUCGUACCCAACCCGACCGGAACCUCAUACCUCGUUGCGGGAGACGAUAAGCGGAAGCAAGAAGAGGGUAUGGAAAAGACGGGGGCUGGCCCUGCUAAUUUGGCCGCACUGCGGAGGCAACUCGAACGGUCAUGGCGGCGGUGCACUGAUGUUGCUCUUCAGUUGCUGCUGCCUGAUGGAUACCCGCACAGCGUGAGCAGCGACUAUCUGCACUACUCGCUGUGGCGGGGCGUGCAAGGUGUUGCUAGCCAGAUCAGCGGCGUGCUCUCUACGCAGGCGUUGCUGUACGCAGUUGGUUUGGGUAAAGGAGCGAUCCCGACGGCCGCCGCAGUGAAUUGGGUGCUGAAAGAUGGGCUUGGUUACUUGAGCAAGAUACUCUUGUCGAAAUUUGGGCGACAUUUUGAUGUGAACCCGAAGGGAUGGCGGCUGUUUGCAGAUCUUCUGGAGAACACAGCUUAUGGGCUGGAGAUUUUGACUCCGGUAUUUCCUCACCUGUUUGUUCCCAUUGGUGCAGCCGCUGGAGCUGGCCGAUCGGCAGCUGCUCUAAUACAGGCUGCCACAAGAAGUUGUUUCUUUGCUGGCUUUGCUGUCCAGAGAAACUUUGCUGAGGUCAUUGCAAAGGGUGAAGCGCAGGGAAUGGUUAGCAAGUUUGUUGGCAUAAUGCUUGGCAUAGCGUUAGCUAACCAAAUUGGCUCAUCAGUACCACUGGCUCUUAUUUCAUUUGCUGGUGUUACUGUAGUUCACAUGUAUUGCAACCUUAAGUCUUAUCAAUCAAUUCAGCUGAGGACGCUGAAUCCUUACCGUGCAAGUUUGGUAUUUAGUGAAUAUUUAUUAAGUGGACAAGUUCCUUCAGUCAAAGAGGUUAACGACAAGGAGCCACUUUUUCCGAAUUUAUCCAUGGGUGCUCAAGUUAAACAAAGUGAGAUUUUGUCAGCAGAAGCAAAAGAUGCUGCAGAUACAAUCUAUCGACGGUUACAAUUGGGUUCUAAGCUUAGUGAAAUAAUUGAGAACAAGGAAGAUGCAUAUGCACUGUUUGAUUUGUACAAAAAUGAGCAAUACCUUCUUACGGAUUACAAGGGGAAAAUUUGUGUUGUUCUUAAAGAGGGAUCUUCCCCAGAAGACAUGCUGAAAUCUCUAUUCCAUGUUAACUAUCUGUACUGGUUAGAGAAAUAUAUGGGUUUCAAACCAUUCAAUGUUGCCUCCGAGUGUAGACCAGGUGGAAGGCUUGAAGCAUCACUGGAUUAUGUUCAGAGGGAGUUUACACAUGUCAAGCAUGAUGGUUCAAAUGGUGGCUGGGUGAUGGAUGGUCUGAUUGCUAGACCCUUGCCUGUAAGAAUACGUGUUGGCGAUGUUCCUUGA